CACUUCCCGCCGACUAGCUAGCAGAAGUCGUACUAUGACCAUCUUCUUUCUUAUUCAGUCGAUUACCUGCUCUGUUAUGACAUCAUAAGUUCUCACCUUCCCAUUGUACGUGACUAGUGACUACAUAACUUUUGGAUGAUAAUCUCUCAAAAUGUUUGUACAUCCAACAAUUUAAUACUUAUAUAAGAAUUGAGAAGUGAAGGGAAGGAAGUAUGUUUCUUACCAAAUGCACGCACGCAUGAGCUUGAAAUAGAAAUGAACAACACACAAACAUCAAAACACUAGUUGUUCAACGAUACCGUAACUGCAAAUAGAUUUAGUGAAAGUUUUCAAGUUUGAACGAUCAAUUAUUCGCUACUCAUCGUACUUGUUUGGUUGGUUGGGAUAGUUUAUUAAGGAGGGAAUGUGGCAGUACAUUCUUGGCUGCCUUCUCGUAGGGAGAAUUAUUCCACAGACAAAGUAGGAAAGACAUGAAACCAAACACCAAAGACCCUUUGUAGUACUAUUAUUUGCUUAGUUAGUAAUUAUUCUCUCCACCAUGCAGCCAAGACGUACGUUAGUCAAUUAAAGUACUGUAUUUAAUUUUAUAAUUAAAAUGUCCCCUUCCUUUGUCAUUCAUUAAAAAACCUGCUCUUGGGAAAGUCACCUAAUGGUUGGUUAUAAAAGUCAAAAAUACAUUUAAUUAUUAUUAUUGGUCUCUAUAAGAUGGCUGCAUUAGAUAAAAAUAUCCCACAGAAAAAUUACAAAUUUCUUGCGGGAAUUUUUUCAGAACGUUCAAAUUGGGUUUUAUUAGAAGCCAAAAUUGUUAGGUUUAUUGCAGGGAAAACAAUAAGAUGGAGACAAAAGAAAAGGGCUUCAAACUUCUGACAUUGAAAGUUCUAGGCCUAGCUAAUACCUUAGAAACUGAAAACCCUAGAAACUAAUAAUUCAAAUGGAAAAAUAUUGGUUACUUGGUUAGUGAAUUGUAUUGAUGACCACCACGUACAUUCAUUACUGUAUGCUUAGUCUGUGUGUAAAAUAUGAGAGAUUCUAGCUAAUAUGUAUUAUUUAUCGAUUAUCGCACUUAGACUUUGUAAAUGUGUAACUCCUAACGUUAAUGUUAUUUCUCGAUUCAUACGUAUCAUUCUUGUGCACGAAUCAUGAUAGUUUUUCCUUGUAGAAUUCCAAUAUAAUCGAGUGCCCCGAAUCGAUGAUGGCGACUGAUGUUACUCCUAACUAAUCAUCAAAGUAAUAGGUGGAAAUUUGAUGCUUAUAAUAAUUUCAAAGAACAAUAAAAAAAUGUGAUAGCAACUAGCUAUAAUGAAACCACCUUUUUCCCCGCUACGAUCAACCGGGAGCGGAUCCAGUCAAUAACCUUUGAUCAAUAACUAUGCAUAAUUCAAUCAGAAUUUACCACAUCACCAUCUCUUCUCUCUCUUGAAAAGUCUUUAAUUUUUCUCCUUAAUAUUUAACGGACGAUUUCUCAAUCGUUUUAAGUCAAAAUUUAAUUUUUUUUACACAUUUAAGUCAGAUUAAUUGUGCUCUUCAAAAUGAUAUUCACUUUGAUAUAUUUUUGGAACAAAAAAAUUGUCAUUUUUUACCAGUCUAUACCAUACGGUAUUGACUGUAUUGAAAUAAGAGCAUAUCUAUGGUAUGAAAAGCGUACCAUGGUGGUAUGAACAAACCAAGACUGUAGGAUGGUUGAAUACAUGAUAGUAGAAGUAUAUUAACUGUCAUUUACGACUUUUAACAUUGUGUACCACAAGAUACCACCCCGUACCAGGGUGGUAUUGUAUGAUAUUUUUUGAUCUUGUAUUUUGUUCACCCAGAAAUUUGUAGAUCCAAUAGAUCAUGAUGAACUCGUUCCUUCAGUGAAAAAAAUUUCAAAAUGAAUUAAAAACGAAGAAGAUACCAUAUGAUAUGCAGUUGGUACCAAGAGGUCAAAAAAAAAAAAUUCUCAAAAAUUAUUGAAAAUGAAUAUCAUUUUGUAGAGAACAAUGAACUCGUUCUAUCUGUGCAAACAAAAUUGAAAUCCGAGUUAGAUAGUAGCCGAUUAAGAAAACAAGGAAACAAUAAAAAAAUUUAAUUAUCUACUCUUAGAUCUAAUUUUCUGAAUGAAGGAUACAUAUUUAAUUAUUAAUAGGUGCAUAUUAUGCACCGUAUCUUGAGCCGAUCAACCUUUUUCACAGAUAAUACCACAAAUUCUCAGGCUAAAUUACCAUCAUCUACCAUUACUGUAUCACUAUGGUAAUAUUUUAUACCAACCAAAAAAAAAAACUUCUGGUACUAGUAAUAAUGACCAAUCAAUUAAAUUAAUGAAGUACAAAAUACUCACCGAAUUUCCCGCCAGAAACAGAAAAAGACUACCGCAGAGGAAGAAGCUGACAAAAAGAGAGGGAGGAUAUUGGCCAAAUUCAUUUAUUUUUAUUUUUCAAAAAAGAGAGUAGAGACUAGAGAGGAGUAGUGUAGUUAUAUGAUUAAUUUAUUCACAUUUAUUUAUUUAUUUGGCUUUUUGUGCCUUUCUCCAACCUCCAGUAGUGUCCGCCACUGGACAAAAUAACAACACACAAAAGUCCCACUCCCAAACCCAACGCCUCAAGAAAAAUACACAAAAAAAAGCAUUAGCAUUCCUUUUAACCCAAUGAUAAAACUAACUUUUAAAAGCCUUCUUAAAUUGCAGUAAAAAUAAGCAAGGUUCGUUCCCCGUCAACUCAAUACUAGAAACAAUCUCAAGAAGUUAAUCUCUUAUGCGUAUUUUUCCGGAAUGCAUUUCUAACUUUCAUUUUCGAGCUCAUCCAAAGAACAUAAACCAAUCCAAGUCGCACACCUUCAUUGUCAUCAAGAAGAAUCUUCAGCAAAUGCUAGAAUAACUCAACAAUCUGAUUGAACGCCACACUCAAAUUCGUAUUCCUGAACUAAUUUAACAAUCUGAUUGGACAACAUAUUCAAAUCCAUAUUUCUGAAAAGAACCAUUACCUCAACUUCAAUCGAGAUUCAAGUUUAAAAAAAAAAAUUCAAUCGAGAUAUAAUAAAUAAUUAUAUAGACUCUUAAAUACAAUUUGUCCAUGAUCAUUAAUAACUAAAACACCAUAAGCUAGCCUCAGAGAGUACACCACCCAUCGUAGUAAAUAACUUUUAGGUGUUGUUUGCUUAUGAGAUUUGGAUGCUGGAUUUGGUUCUCAAAUACCAACCAUUAUGUUUUUGGGCAAUAACAUUAUUUGUUAAGAAAUGCAAAUUAGUGGGGUUCAUGGAUUUGGACAAUUUUUUAGCUCCAAAUCCGUGGACCCUAUGUAUUUGCAAAUACCACAUUUUAUUGAGUAUUUGGUCAUGAAAGACAAAAUUUCGAGACCCAUAUAUAAAAUCACCUUAACCCAUGACAAAAAAAAUCAAUUAAACAAACAAAGUUAUUUUUUAAAUAUAAAAUGCAACAAAUCUAUCAUAAAUCUAAAAAAUUUCAAAACUCAAAACGUUUAUUUUCAAAUACAACAAGCAAACCAGCGUAUUAAGACGGAUUUGCUUAUUGUAAGUUUCUCUUUAUGGAUCCGGUGAAAGAAGACAUCCUCAUUCACUCUUUUGAGUGGGAAACUAGUAAGAACAUAAAAACGCGGCAAUCCAGCUUUCCCUUCCCUCCCUAUAAGACCCAACCUAAACCCAACUCAAAAAAGCAAAAACCCUCUAGCCGAAAAAAAAGAAAAAGGAAAAAACUUCCUUAUCUUUCUCUGUCCCCUGCCUUUUCCCCUUCUCUAUAAACAAUUCUUCCCUCCCUCUUUCCCCUCGCUGCUUCACUUCAGUCGUUACUUCACUCACAGUUGCAGCAGCAGAGACCAACACAACAACCAUGGACUGCCACAGGAAUUCUCUUCUCACCUGGGCUUACUUCUGCCAUGGAAAGAGCAUGGACGAACUGAAGCACUCACUCCUCUACACGACCAUGGAGCUCGAGCAGACCCGGAUGGCGGCUCAGGAGGAGCUGAAGAAGCGAGACGACCAGCUGAUUCAGCUCAAGGAGUUUCUCGGGAAAGCAAUUCGUGAAAGAGACGACGCUCAGGAGAAAUGCCAGAGGGUUCUGCUCGAGAACCUCUUGCUCCACCAAAAUUACCACCAAAAUGCUCCUCCUUUGUCCGGGAUUUCCAGCAUUGAGGAUGAACCCAGAAGAGGAAUCGACUCCAACAACAACAACAAUGGGUUCUCGUCUUCGGAUUGUGAAGAGAGCAUCGUUUCUUCACCGGUUCUCGACCCAAUUCCACAGCCGCAGGCAGGACAAUUGCCCCUGCCGCUGCCGGCGGAGGAAGCAGGGGAGGUGCUACUGCCGGAGCCGGAGAAGCCGUUGCCGGAAAAGGGGAAGCUUCUGCAGGCGGUGAUGAAAGCAGGGCCGCUGUUGCAGACUCUGCUUCUGGCUGGGCCGCUUCCUCAAUGGAGGCACCCGCCCCCACCGCUCGAGUCAUUUGAGAUACCGCCGGUGACUAUCCUUUCGCCGCCGGUGACGUUCCCGGCGACUUCUCUGCCGCAGGAUUCCUCCUUCAACGGGAAUGGGUUCUGCAGCAGGAAGAGGGUUGUUCCCGAUGGUGGAUUCUGUGAGUCCCCAACUGAAACUAAGUUCCACAGAGUAGCUCUCCAUUAACAUCUCAUUACACCCCCCAAAAAAAAAAAAAACUAUAUACUAGUUUCUUCUUUCUUCCUUUUUAGUUCCAAGGUAUCACAAAACUAAAGACUCUUACUUUACUCCCAAGUUUUACCACUAAAGCCUUAGAGGAGGGUUAAUUCUGAGGGACUGAUGUAGUAUGGCAAAGGAGCAAGCAGCCAUUUUUGUACAUAGAGAGGGUUUGUUCAUUUUCCUUGUUUUUUAGCAGCUUCCUUCCUUCCAAAGUUCCACUUUUGAUGAGAAGUGGAAGAUGGGGGCAGAGUAGUAGUAGUAAUGGUAGUGUUGGAGAAGAGAAAGCUUGAGCCUUUAGGCAUUUUCUUCACUUUUCCCCCCAUUGAAGGGCAGGGGAAUUUAGUUAUGGAGGAGGUUUUGACAUACAAAUCUUCUCUCCUUGAAAUAUAGCUAAGGAGUUUGAGAUGAGAGAGAUACACUUUGUGUAAGGCUAAGAGCAGCAAAGUGUGAUUGAUUACAAUGUAGUAAGUAAUGUUUGGUUGCUCUUGAUUUCCUGUUUGUUUGUUUGCUUGUUUUUUCCCUUCUUGAGAAUCCGAGGGGAAUGGUGGAUGUGGUUGAGAAUUUGGUGGUGGUAAAGUUUGAAAGAGAAGUAAAGGUUGAGAAGAAGGCCAACAACCAGUAGAGAGAGAGAGAGAGAUAGGUCACAUAGACUUUUCCUUUUAGGUAGAGAGAGUGGAUCCCCACAAAUCCCAUUUCAGGAUCUAUCUACUGCUCUUUUUCUUCUUCUUCUUCUUCUUCUGCAGCUGCUGGUGUCACUGUCGCUGUUCAUGGCGGUGGUGGUGGGUGAUGAUGAUGUAUGGUUAGUGUGAUAAUGGAGAUUAGUGUUCACUAUUGAGCAGGCAAACUAGUGUUAUUGUUGUAAUUUACAAAGGAAAAGGAAGAAUUAUGUUAUGAUUGUAUGUUCCUUUUGAUUUAUUGCUCCCUCAAAGAGGGUAAAGCCUCUUUUCCUGCUCCCCCCAUUAACAAAACCUCCCACUGUUCUUAGAAGUUCGUUUAUAUUAUUAAUGGAAAAGAAAAGAACAACUCUGCAUCCUUAAGUCGUCUAGCCUGCUACUUUUGUGUUUAUAGGACACCCUGCGCUACAGUCUAUAGAGUAUAAACCAACCCUAUACCGGAAGUUCACACUGCCCAAUGACCAAGUCAAAUAAGCACAGAAACGACUC
Molecule: messenger RNA, 5796 nt
Organism: Linum trigynum
Lineage: Eukaryota; Viridiplantae; Streptophyta; Magnoliopsida; Malpighiales; Linaceae
Source: the annotation of a GenBank genome assembly